GAUGAAACCAAAUAAUACCCUAUGCAAUGAUGUACUGUUUGAGAUGGGUUCGUUGAGUAUGGAGGCAGAUCCACAAGUGACAAAUGGCAUCUGUCCAGAUACGAUAUUUGUACCUCUUAGUUCUGGACUCGUGAUGCUCGUGCACAUGUCUCUACUGUUAAUUAGUUCUGUUUUAUUAUUUUACAAGAGGAAACACGGAUAUAUUACUAGUAGAGGAAUUUGGUAUUUGAUUUUAACAAUGAUAACAAGUUUUUUCUAUGUACAAACAGGAGAGUUGAAAUUCGUGGUUGGGCGUAAAAUAUACCCUUGUGCUUUGGGUUCUAUCCACAUGUUCAUGUUGGCAUUUGCUGGAUUAUUGCCAACAAUUUUCAAAUGUGUGAGAAUAUUCUUUCUCUACAGACUGAAUGUUGAAACUAAACAAGUGUUGGAAGGAAAACAAACUCUCGUUCAACCAAAAAUUGAAGAUGGAACAACGUUGGUUGAAAUGGCAAGUAUUUCAUCACCAACACUUGCCAGUAAUCCAUCAAUAGUCAGUCUGUCAGAAGAAUUAAUGAAGAAUAACAAUAUUUCGACAUCAAGUACAGCUACCACAUCAACAGCUGCCAACACUAAUAACGUUUCACAACUAUCAUCACCACAACAAGAGCAGCAACCAAUUCCUACUGAAAAACCUCCUCAAGAGAGUAAUUUACUCUUCUUUGGUGAUAUUCUUCUCGAUUACCAGGAUUUUUUGGAUGACAACAGUUCGAAUGCAAGAAGCUCUGCAGCUGAUACUGAAAGCACCUAUGCUCCUUCAGUAAUUACAUCUGGAGAUGAAUAUACUGAGAUUUCCUACAAACCACAGAAGAAAAUUCAAAUUUACAAAUUCAUUCUCUCUUACAAAUUCAUUAUUGGAACUUAUAUUAUAUUGUGUCUUGUUCAUUUGGCAUUGUGGUUAAUCCUGUCAGGUAUUGAUCAAACUAUUAAGGAUGGAUCCAAUGAAAACUCAAAACGACUACUCGUACUAAAUGUUGGACCAUUUGAUUUCACACGUGGGUGUAUUAUUGCUAAUAAUGUAGUUUUUAUCAUGGGAGCUCAAGUUGCAGUUUAUAUGAUUGUUGAGCUAAUCUUUUUAAUAUUGUGCUUUUUCACAGAUAGAGACACAUGGUUCAUGAAAGGAGAGACUGUUAUCAUAUUUUGCUUUCAAGUUGUUUUGGGAAUUAUUUAUUUGAUAGUGAGCAAUUUGAAUAUUAUCAAGUAUCUGACAGAUUACUUUGUCACUUAUGCAAACGUUACCAUUAUUUAUUCAGUUAUUGAAUUAUUUGUUUGUGUGACUUUGCCAUGUAUUUAUGCCAUUGUGGAAGAUUACAAGAAAUCCAAAAAAGAGAAAAUGCAAACCAAGCAAGAGCUAUCCAUCGUUGAAAUCUUUCUCAGAAAUAAGAAGACAUAUGAUAUUUUACUAGACUAUGCAAGAAGAUCCUACUGUCAAGAGAGCGUUCAAUGUUGGAAAGAUAUUCAAAAAUUCAAGAAGAGCUCUAAAAAGAAUAGACCAAGAGUUGGUAAAUUCAUCUUUAAUACCUAUCUUCUCGAAAAUGCUCCAGUUGAAUUGAACUUGCCAGCAGAUUUGAGAGCUAAUUCAAUUGUUACAAUUGAAACUGCACUGUUUGAAACCAAUCAAGGAACCACAACAAAAUCCAAAAAGAUCAGCAAGAGGUUGUUUGAAGAGGUUGAAUUGCAUUGCGUUAUGGAUAUUACUGAUGUAUUCGAAAGAUUGAAAUCAUCCAACAAGAAGGUGAGAGAAACGGUUGACAAGUGGAAGCAAAUCUCUAAAGGUAUCCAGAAAAAGUAACCAACAAUGCUAGCAUUAACACUCAUCUCGAACCUAAAUCUAUUGAAUGUUGUGACAUUUAGCAUCAAACAAUUCAAAUUGGAUGAAAUAGUUUCCAAAUACAUCAAAAUUGCAUCUACAAAAAGAGGUCUGUUGACCAUACAACAGUCAAGUGGCUAAUCCUUAAAUCAAACCUCAUCAAUGAAUAGAAUGUGUUCAUAUGACAUUUUGUUUUCAAUCAAAACGAAGCAAAGCACGACGAAAGCACGAUUCUAACACUUUCUACCAGCCAAUGAAUUUUUCCUUAAUAAAACAAUGCUUCA
This is a messenger RNA of Naegleria gruberi, 2130 nucleotides long. RefSeq lists its product as uncharacterized. The coding region runs from base 2 to 1828 and encodes 608 amino acids. Lineage: Eukaryota; Heterolobosea; Eutetramitea; Acrasida; Naegleriidae. The record is from RefSeq and is a predicted model, not a curated record. The transcript has a single exon.